Messenger RNA from Lottia gigantea (owl limpet), 507 nucleotides. RefSeq lists its product as hypothetical. The record is from RefSeq and is a predicted model, not a curated record. NCBI's taxonomy places the organism in Eukaryota, Metazoa, Mollusca, Gastropoda, Lottiidae. The transcript has 6 exons. The annotation marks the transcript as partial. Gene Ontology annotation, biological process: RNA polymerase II preinitiation complex assembly; transcription initiation at RNA polymerase II promoter. Gene Ontology annotation, molecular function: RNA polymerase II general transcription initiation factor activity. Gene Ontology annotation, cellular component: transcription factor TFIID complex.
GAUUUGGAACAACAGUUUAUUCUUCGAUUGCCGCCGGGACCUGCCAUGGCUUUACAUCACGAUAUAGAAACUGGUUCUCUAAAUCUAAAAGAAAAAUUAAGUAUUGAAAUGCAGCCUGAUAUGAGACAUGCUAGAGUUCGUUAUGGUGGAGAUAUAUUCGCUUCGAAGUUAGUAGACUUACCAUGCAUCAUAGAUUCUUUAAAAACAGUUGAUAAAAAAACUUUCUAUAAAACGGCAGACAUCAGUAAGAUGUUGAUAUGUUCAGUUGAAGAUGAUUUUAGCCAAGAUGAAGCGGAUUCACCCAAGAAAAAAGACAAAGAUAAAAGAUAUAUUUAUAAUCAUGGAGUUACUCCUCCGCUGAAGAAUGUAAAAAAAAGAAGAUUCAGAAAAACUUUAAAGAAAAAGUGUUUAGAUCAGCCAGAAAUAGAGAAGGAAGUAAAGAGAUUAUUUCGUUACGAUGCCGAGGCUAUAGAUGUUAAAUGGGAGAUAAUUCGUGAUGAAACAGAA